GAAGUAUGAAUCAGUUAUGUUUACAUUAUGGUGCCAAGUUUUGGAUGGAUGAAAAAAAUCAAAGGAGCACACAGAUUUCUCCUACUUUUUCUGUAUGUUGUGUUAAUGGAAAAGUUAGAUUAUUGCCUCUGCUUAAACUACCUACAUAUUUAAUGAAUCUCUAUACUUCAUCAGAAUCUGAAGCUAAUUCUUUUCGUAAAAAUAUUAGAAGUUAUAACAGUUUAUUAGCUUGCUCAUCAUUUGGUGCUAACGUAAAUGAUGAAUUUCAGAGUAAAGGAGUAUCUAAUUUCAGCAUUUAUGGUCAAGUUUAUCAUAUUAUUGGACCAUUAUUAUCAGAAGAAGGACAAACAUCUGAAAAUUCUAAUAUAUCAAUGCUAAUUCAUAAUAAUCGUAUACAAAAUUUACAUAAUUAUAGUGUACCUACAUCAUCUGAAGUUGCAGCACUUAUGAUAGGAGAUAGACAUGAUAUUGAACCAUUAAAUCGUGAUAUUUUGCUUAAAACUCGUAGAGGAGGUUUACAAAGAAUAUCUGAACUGCAUUCCUCUUAUAAUGCCUUGCAUUAUGUAUUAUUAUUUCCAAAAGGUGAUGAUGGUUGGCAUACUAAUAUUCCUCUUACAGAACCUGAAGCAAGAAAAAGAGUAACACAAAUGCAAUUUUAUUCUUACAGAUUACAAAUUAGAAAUG
Funneliformis geosporum is the source of this 684-nucleotide messenger RNA. The record is from the annotation of a GenBank genome assembly. NCBI's taxonomy places the organism in Eukaryota, Fungi, Glomeromycota, Glomeromycetes, Glomerales, Glomeraceae.